Messenger RNA from Tachyglossus aculeatus (Australian echidna), 5721 nucleotides. It is a transcript of the gene HSDL1, whose product is annotated as hydroxysteroid dehydrogenase like 1. The record is from RefSeq and is a predicted model, not a curated record. The transcript has 6 exons. The coding region runs from base 3668 to 4657 and encodes 329 amino acids. Gene Ontology annotation, molecular function: oxidoreductase activity. NCBI's taxonomy places the organism in Eukaryota, Metazoa, Chordata, Mammalia, Monotremata, Tachyglossidae.
AUAGUAUCUGUUCCUAGAUGCCUGGAAGACUCAUAAUUGUAGAGCUUGAAGGGACUGUCUUACUAGAAGGCAAGGGAGCAAAACUAAUGGCUUUGCCCCCGCAGCUAUUUGGGCAGGGUGGGUAGCCAGAGCUAGCUAGCCCCUUCAGUGCCGUAGAGCUGGGAAGGAGUCAGAAGUGGAGCCAGGAUGUAUGCUCCACUUUUUAUCCCUGGCUCAGCUUCUGCGUGGUUCCCAUUAACCUCUCUGGGCUCUGGUGUUGAGCCGGAGGCUCUCUCGACCCCAGCCCUGGAGCCUGGUGAGGCCAGAACUGGCUCAUCCCUAACUGACAGAUUCCCCGGAGGAAAGUGCUGGUAACAAGAUGGGUGUUGGGACUCUGACCUCUGUGGCGGGGUCAGUCGGCACCACCCUUUGUGCCACUUCCCAGCCUGGAGCCACCGGAGUUGGUGCCGCGUGGCUGGCGAUGGAAGCUGUGGCAGAGGAGGAAGAGAAGGCGCAGCAGUGGAGGAUUUUUUUUUUUUAAAGGUGCACUUGAAAUAUUUACCACCCUCCAGAAACAUGAAACCUACAAGGACUGUCUGGAGAGUGAGCCACAGUGUGAAACACUCCAGAUCCCUUAAGAAGAUAGAGACACCUAGGGGCCCACGAUCUUUAAGAGUAUAAGAGCAUAAGAAAUGCCACUGCCGGAUCAGACCAAUAGUCCGUCCGUCCAUCCCAGUUAUCUGUCUCCAACCACCUGACUCAGUGAAGAUUCCAGCACUUCGAAUGUGAGUGUCUUACGCAGCGAUGGUCUAUAAAUUGGAUGAGCGCAUAAUAGGGUCUGCUACUGAAGUGGGUGAACAGAAACUGCAUGCCUACUCAAACCGACUACCUCAUGGUGUAUGCUGUUGGUCACAGAGGGACCGGGCAAGAACGUGUGAAUGGGUCAGUGCAACCCAAUCACCGCUCUCGGACAAACUUACUCCAACGCGUGUCCACUUGGUGGGGGGGUGUCCCGUACACUACCCUCAACAAAAGUCCUUCACAAGUAGGCAGGACAGGUCAUUCUCUGAAGAAGCAGCACAAUUUAAGAAUGCAUUGCUCUCUUUGAAUGGGGAAGGAGGCUCGACAAGGUGUCCCUAAAAAUUGCUUGCCUCACCCUAUCCAAACAGGGUAAAUCACCAUUGGAGAGCUUUAUACUUGCACUGUGAGAACACAGACAAGACUUAACGCUAAGAAAAUGACCAUCAUGUCAUGGAUUUCAAGACCCUACACAAUAAGAACUGUGGUUCCCCAGAAAGAACUAAAGAACCAAUGCACGUUUAGCACAUAAACCGACCACUAGACUACCCGAUGAUGGCCCACUUACAGUGAGUGGUCUCGGAUAUAUCUUCAUAUAGAAAAGACUUCCUUUUUCAGAACAGUGGCUGUCAGGGGGUACGUUCAGACAGUCACAGGAAUCAGGCCUUCCAAAUCUGCCAGAGGCAUAAGGGUCUGAUGAUGUUAUCUAGGCACUUAAUAAAUGUCGCAAUUCUGUCUUCUCCUGAGACCAUCGCUCUGGUUGUGGAUCAUCACCGUCUUUAAGAAGAAAGGUGAAAAAUUAUACUGUGGCAACUCUCGAGGCAGCCCAUUAUUUUCCACUGUUGGCAAGAACCGCACCAGGGGACUUCUGGACCGGCUACUGAAAAACCGGAGUGUCUCCACAUUCCCAGACUUGCAGUGCAGCUUCAGACGGCAGAGUGGCACAGCAGACAGAGGUACAGAGAGCAGCACCAAGACCUCUAUUCAAUUUGCAUAGACCUCACCAAAGCGCUAGUAAAUCUGGGCUCUGGCAAAAGCUUAGUAAAUGUGGCUGCCCAGAGAAUUUCAUCAAGAUUUGGAGACUGAAUCGCGAGACAGCAUGAGUGAUCGUGGCAGAGGUGGAAGUCCCCUAUCUGAGCAGUUUCCCAUCACCUGUGUAGUAGGCCCAGUUCUGUUCAAUGCGUUCCGCGUAUCCAUGCUGGGGAUGUAAUAAGCUGGUGGUAGACUAUUUCCAAGAUUUUCCGGGGAACUCUCUCAACAACCGGCCAGGGAUAUCAUUAAAAAUCGUAGAGACAGGCAUUCAAAUUGUAUGCGGAUAAUCAUAUUUUAGAGGCACAUAAUGGCAGAUUUCCCAGCGAGCCUUAUGAGUCCCUAGAACAGAUUUCCAAGAUGAGGUGGGUUAGCAAUUUUUCAGGGAAAAAGAAGUGCCCCACAACUUUAAAAAAUGAAUAUGAAGUACACCCCUUUCAGCCAGAACUGUGGGUUUUCAUUCUGUGUUUUGGCUAGAAUUCAGCUCGGGAACUAGGGAAAGUUCACCCAGCAAUGGUAGCCUGUUUAAACAUAGGAUGUCAGGGUUUGGGAAAAAAUGACUCGUGUAUACACGUAUGGUGAUAGACACUGAAUACUACAACACAGGCCUUCUCCAUUGUGGGGUUUUGGGAACUCAACCCUUGUGUUUUAGAACUGGUUGUACUUGUAAAUGUUUUUUUUUCUCAAUUGAAGUGUGUGUUGUACAGUCUAUCUGAACAUACUGCAGCGCGGAUAGGGUGCAAAGUGUAAUGUGGAUUCCUUGACCAUAGUGCAUAGAAGUGAACUUGCCUUAGUGGUGCAGUUCCAUAAAUGAGAGACCACCUUUUUUUUUUUUAAAUAAACUAAGGCAUGAAUGACAAGCUUUGGGUUUUGGGGUGACACGAUUACAUGCAGAUGAUUAUGAAUUCCUUCACAGAGUCAUCCUGGUUCUAAUCAUCAUCCUGAUGAUUAAUCUGAAGAAAUGCAAGGUAGCUUAGCCUGCAGCAUGGAAACCCUAAUAGUACUAAUAGUAGGGUUGUCCUUUAGUUUGAAGAAAACGCUGUUGGAGGUGAGACUGUUUUACCCUACCAUGACCAAAUUGUUGUCACAUUGUUGUUAUCUAUGUAGUCCACUGUCCAACAAUACAGUGAUAGAUAAGGAAACAGAAUAUUGUAUCAAUGAGUCCAGCAUAUCCUGUGGGAGAUUGUCAGACCGUAAUGUCAAAGUAUUAGCAAGAUUGAGACCAAACUGAAGGUCUGUGGAGCUGUAGUGCUGUAUGAAACCUGUACCCAUCACAAACACCAUAGCCAUCCAACUCCUUGAACAGUUUCAUCAUUGUUGCUUAAUGUCCAUUCUUAACAUAAAGUGGGAUGAACAGUCCUGAAAUGAAACACGUCUAAUAGCGAUGAAGCGACGCUAAACUCAAAACCACUAGAGGGGCGGGCAAGGAGAAUGGAUAACCGUAGGAUAUCAAAACAACUGACUGCUGUGUAGUGAACUGAAAUGGUGCACCUGAAAGCAAGAAGGGGCGGAGGAAACUCUGAGAGUGGAGUAAACUGUAGCUUCAGUCAGUAUGGCCUCACACCUGGAAGCUGAGUGAUAACUUCAGCCAACAGGCCCGUAUGGCACAUUGCGAUGAAGAAGGCAGCAGAAGCUCUUUUUGAGCAGAAUCUUUGAGAGGACUGUGAGGUAGAAGAGAAAGCAACACCGAGAUCUGCAAGCAACAAAAGCGACAGCACACCGAAAGACAAUCUUGGUGUGUGCAAGGUGUGAAUGAACCUGGCCGUCUCACAUCGUCCUCUUCAGUCACAUACACCCAUAGGUAAACUUCACCAUCAGGGAAGUCAUCUUUGAACAACGGGAUGCUUGGAGGAACCAAGUGAUGGUUGCUCUCUUUGACAUCCAUCAUAAUGGGGAAAUUGCCCGGUCUUGCAAUUGCUAUUUGGAGGCUCUAGCUUUGGUUGGAGCUUGGUACACAGCCAGAAAAAGCAUCACCAUUGUCCAUGAUUUUUACAGCUUGAUCAGGUUGCAUUUCAUUCCUAGACUGGUCAGCAGGGCCGAUCUCAUCAAGCAAUAUGGAAGAUGGGCAGUAGUAAGUGGUGCCACGGAUGGUAUUGGAAAAGCUUAUGCUGAGGAGUUAGCAAGCCACGGUCUUAAUAUUAUCCUAAUCAGCCGGAACAAAGAGAAGUUGGAAAAGGUUGCCAAAAAUAUAGCUGAGGUCUAUAAAGUGGAAACCGAUAUCAUCGUUGCCGACUUCAGCAACGGUCGUGAGAUUUACUCACCCAUUAGAGAAGCACUGAGAGACAAAGAUAUUGGAAUCCUGGUGAAUAACGUAGGAGUGUUUUACCCCUAUCCACAGUAUUUUACCCAAUUGCCUGAGGAGAAACUGUGGGAUAUUAUUAAUGUAAAUAUCGCCGCAGCUAAUUUUAUGAUCCAUAUAGUAUUGCCAGGAAUGGUAGAUAGGAAGAAAGGUGCUAUUGUGAAUAUCUCUUCUGGUUCUUGCUGCAAACCGACUCCGCAAAUGACUGCAUACUCAGCGUCCAAGGCUUAUUUGGACCACUUCAGCAGAGCACUACAGUAUGAAUAUGCUUCCAAAGGAAUCUUUGUCCAAAGUCUAAUCCCAUUCUAUGUAGCUACAAAUAUGACCGCGUACAGUGGCUUUCUGCAUAGCAACCCGUGGUUGGUGCCUUCACCUAAAGUUUAUGCACAGCAUGCAGUUUCAACUCUUGGAAUCUCCAAAAGGACGACGGGAUACUGGUUCCAUUCUAUUCAGUUUAUUUUUGCACAGUACAUGCCAGAAUGGCUCUGGGUGUGGGGAGCAAAUAUUCUCAACAGUUCACUGCGUCAUGAGGCCCUUUCCCACAGAUUGUGAAUCGUGAAUAUCAUCUAGGAAGUUGCCAAUUCAGCUACUGCAGCCUACAGUAUUUAGAGCUUUGGAAGAACUUCGUUUGCAUUUUGUUGUAAGGUUAUUUUAAUUCAUCCCCUAGCAUGUUGGUUAAUCGCUUAUUGGGGAAAGUAGGUACUUUUAAAGAAUGUUGACAACACCUAAAGCUGACUCAGGUCUACAGUUUAUCGCCAGAGGAAAUGCUGAUUAUUUGGGGGAUAGGACCCAGGAAAUCCAGCCUGUAAUAAUUCUUUCUUUUCUAUAAAAUAUUAAAGCAAUUGAAUGGGCUUCUAUUUUGUGCUGUGAAUGAAGACAGUACAUUUCAGUUUCAGAUUGUAUACUUUAGUGACGUAAGCUAAAGGUCACGUCUUUGUAUUACAGGUUGGUUUUUUUUUUAAAUAAGCCACGUUUUCCUUUGAAAAUGUAAUUUGGAAUUUCAGAAACAGCUGGAAAAGCUGUUAGAAUGUAUCUUAAAAAUUGUUUUAUGGCUUCUGUUGUAGGAAUCUCUUCAGAUGGCAGUUUGGUUUUUCCUUAUGUUUACAGGGUUGUAUUUAAAUGUUAAGAUGCAUAUUUCAUUAGAAAGUUGGGAGAUGUAUCCAAAGUAUUGUUUAUUAGUAAAUCCAUUUAAAAAGAUAACUCUAAAUUAACUUAAGAUGAAGCUUUAUUAAAUGUUAAAGAUGUUUAAAUUCUGUUCAAUGAUGACAAUCCCGUUUAAUUUUGUAGAGCUAGCAUUACCCGUAGACUUUUAACAUUACCAUCUAUCGGUUCUGUACGGUAUUAUUACUACGUAGUUAACACUCAUUUCUGGAGUUAAAGAGGUAUUCUAAGGAGUGUGCCUCUUGAUCUGAAUACCCAAUUCUUCUGUUAAUUGUAAUUUCAACUUGUAGCCAAUUUUUACAACUGAAGUUGAGCCUUAUUGUAAUUUGUCGGUUUUCUAUGUAGUAGCCUAUUCUAAUAGCGUUUGGUUCUGGCAUAAACACAAUUAUUUACUGAGCUAAAAGUAUGGAAUAAUUGUGUCAAUGUGUUAUCUGAAAUAAACAUUUAGAAGCAUA